Molecule: messenger RNA, 660 nt
Organism: Blepharisma stoltei
Lineage: Eukaryota; Ciliophora; Heterotrichea; Heterotrichida; Blepharismidae
Source: the annotation of a GenBank genome assembly
AUGGAGCUUGAAAACGUAAAGCGUCGAUCUUCUUUUCUAGGAUCUGCAGCAUCAUCAGAAAACUCUCGUAAACCUGACAGCAACGACAUAAGUAAAAUCCUCCUCAAACAGAAAAGACGAGAAAGAGAACACAAGGCUUUGCUUCCAAAAAAUCUUAUAAGAAGUGUAAGUAGAGAAGUUAUCCAUUCUCACACAGAUAAAAGCUAUAACGCUCUCUACGAAACUUCUCCCCGCAGAAAAAAAGAAAAAUUAAGACAAGCACGGCAGUUAGCAGAUCCGUUAACUAGCAAAGAGUCUAUUUUUACUACAGACCCUCUCUGCAAAUCCUACCAUCAAGUAGAGCUUAAAAAAGAAUAUCCAAAAUUUUGUAAAUUACUACAAAGAGAUCAUUCUCAUGAUAUUUAUAAAAGGGUUUCUGAUUUGUGCUCAAAGGAAAAAGAAAACACGUGCUCCGCUAUUGAAGGGAUAAAUAAAAAUUAUAGAAGAUCAAUAACGAAAAAUAUACAUGAGCUAAACGCAUAUUAUAGCAAAGAAAACGAAUUCUCUGAUUAUGAAGUGGGGCUUAUUAUGAAAAAUCAUCAAAAUUUGAAAAUGAAAAGCUAUGAGUUAACCAGAAAAGGGAGCUUAACAGGAAGGCAGAAAUCUGCAAGACCGUUAUAA